Molecule: messenger RNA, 1334 nt
Organism: Phytophthora nicotianae INRA-310
Lineage: Eukaryota; Oomycota; Peronosporomycetes; Peronosporales; Peronosporaceae
Exons: 5
Coding region: 449-1195 (248 amino acids)
Biological process (GO): trans, trans-farnesyl diphosphate biosynthetic process
Cellular component (GO): cytoplasm
Molecular function (GO): dimethylallyltranstransferase activity; (2E,6E)-farnesyl diphosphate synthase activity
Source: RefSeq, a predicted model, not a curated record
CGCGAUCUAAGCAAUUUGUUGCAUUGUUGCAUUGUUCGUGGAGGUCCAAAACGUGGGGGCAUUUGCCGAUUGUCAUCGCCACCGCAACAAUGGCUCAGGAGCGCGAAGAAUUUAUUGCCGUGUGCGGGAAGCUCAAACUGGAGGUUCUGGAGCUGCUGCGUACCAAGCACCAGCUACCUCACGACGCUCUCGACUGGGUGGAUGAGGUCGUCGAGUACAACUGCAUUGGCGGCAAACUCAACCGCGGUAUCAGCGUCGUGCACUGCACGCAAGCGAUGGCGCCGGGCAAGGAGCUCACCUCCGAGCUCAAGGAGAAGGCCAGUGUUCUUGGAUGGUGCAUCGAAUGGGUAAGUUAGGCUGCAAUAGGUUUAAAUCGUUAUUGUAGGAGCUUAUCGGGUAUCGUUGUGUUGAUUAGCUGCAAGCGUUCUUCCUGGUCGCGGACGAUAUCAUGGACGAGUCCAUCACUCGUCGUGGACAACCGUGCUGGUACCGCAAGCCCAAUGUGAAGAUGAUCGCCAUCAACGAUGCUUUCCUGCUCGAGGCGUUCGUAUUCCAGAUCCUCAAGAAGCACUUUCGAUCGGAGCCGUACUACCUGGAUUUGGUCGAAACCUUCCACGACGUUGUCUUCCACACUGAGAUCGGCCAGUUGCUGGACCUGACGUCUCAGCCUCUGGACGGCGAGGUGGACCUGGACCGCUUCACUGUUGAGCGCUACCGCCAGAUCGUGAUCAACAAGACGGCGUACUACACGUUUUACCUCUCGGCUGCGUGUGCCAUGUUCCUGAAUGGAGUUGUCGACGAGGCCUCGCACAACCUCGCCAAGAAGAUCUGCGUCCGAAUUGGCGAAUAUUUCCAGAUCCAGGACGACUUCCUUGACUGCUAUGGUGACGAGAAGGUGAUUGGCAAAGUUGGAACGGACAUUCAGGACAACAAGUGCAGCUGGCUGGUCGUCCAAGCGCUUGACCGCGCGACUCCCGAGCAGAGGGAGACGCUGAAGAAGAACUACGGCCGUAAUGACCCCGAUGCCAUUGCGGUCGUCAAGAAGCUUUACAUUGAGCUUGAGCUCGCUACUGUUUACCACCGCUACGAGGACGAAACGUACAAGACGCUCUCGGAGGAGAUCGCGCAGGUGACGAUCAUGCCCUCGGAGGUCUUCAAUUUGCUGGUUAGCAAGAUCUUCAAGCGCAACAAGUAAGCGUCCAAAUUCUGAAACACUGCAUUAAUAGAUUUAGUGCGGUUUGUCACUCCAAAGUAAGAAGAAAAGUAAAGGCAACUAUGCCAAUGCACAUCUAAUAGAUGAAGUGUACGUGCAACCACGACAAUGUCUCAGGUUU